Prunus dulcis (almond) is the source of this 1654-nucleotide messenger RNA. RefSeq names its product metal tolerance protein A2-like. The record is from RefSeq and is a predicted model, not a curated record. The transcript is spliced from 2 exons. The coding region runs from base 291 to 1487 and encodes 398 amino acids. Gene Ontology annotation, cellular component: plasma membrane; vacuole. Gene Ontology annotation, biological process: zinc ion transmembrane transport. Lineage: Eukaryota; Viridiplantae; Streptophyta; Magnoliopsida; Rosales; Rosaceae. Gene Ontology annotation, molecular function: zinc ion transmembrane transporter activity.
AGCAAACAAGGAAAACCAAAUCAUCACAAGGACAGGAAUCUUCUUCGCAAGCAAAAACUAUUCAACCCUAAACCUUCUGAAAGUGGAAUUAGCGAUUGUGACAUUUGCACCGCCUUCUCUCUCUCUAUCUCUAAAUAUUCUUAUAUCAAUGUCAUGUUUCAAGCAGAAAGGUUUCCUCCACAGUAAUAUUUAGAGAAUCUGAGGACCACCACCAUUCUAUUGUAGCUCCAACGAUUCGUACCUAUUUUUCAGCUUCACCUUUACCCUUCUGAACAUUACUGCUUUCAGAGAUGGAAGUGCAAAAUUCUGGGCAUGCGCAUAUAAUUGAAGUAUCUGGAGAUGUGCCAGCUAUAGAGACAAGCCUGGGUGUGAGAAAGAUUUGUGGGGAAGGACCUUGUGGAUUUUCAGAUGCUAAAACCAGUUCCAAAGAUGCACAGGAACGGUCGGCAUCCAUGCGGAAGCUUUUGAUAGCAGUUAUACUUUGUGUUAUUUUCAUGAGUGUGGAAGUUGUUGGGGGUAUUAAAUCCAACAGUCUUGCAAUUCUGACUGAUGCUGCUCAUCUAUUGUCAGAUGUUGCAGCAUUUGCAAUAUCUCUGUUUUCGCUUUGGGCAUCAGGAUGGGAGGCAACACCUCGUCAGUCUUAUGGCUUCUUCAGGAUUGAAAUCCUAGGUGCUCUUGUUUCCAUCCAGAUGAUUUGGCUUCUUGCUGGGAUCCUUGUUUAUGAAGCCAUUAAUAGACUUGUCAACGAGACUGGUGAAGUUAAGGGCUCUCUCAUGUUUGUUGUUUCUGCAUUUGGUUUAGUGGUUAACAUUGCCAUGGCACUCUUAUUGGGUCAUAAUCAUGGGCAUGGGCAUGGACAUGGACAUGGUCAUGGGCACGGUGAUCAUCAUCACAGUAAUGAGGAUCAUGAUGGUACACAUAGCCAUGGGAUUACUGUGACGACACACCCUCACCAUCAUGUGGUGCACUCCAAUCAUGAUCACACGGAACCUCUGCUCAAGCCUGGCUGUGAAGGCGAAAAGAAACCAGAAGUUAAAAAGACGAAGCAACAAAAUAUCAACGUGCAGGGGGCUUAUCUUCAUGUACUUGGGGAUUCCAUUCAGAGUAUUGGAGUGAUGAUUGGUGGAGGAAUUAUAUGGUACAAGCCUGAGUGGAAGAUUAUUGAUCUGAUAUGCACCCUUGUAUUUUCAUUGAUUGUGCUGGCGACAACAAUCAGGAUGCUGCGAAAUAUUUUGGAGGUUCUGAUGGAGAGCACUCCUAGAGAGAUUGAUGCCACAAAGCUUGAGAAAGGCCUCUGUGAGAUGGAUGAGGUAGUUGCCAUUCACGAACUGCACAUAUGGGCCAUAACUGUUGGCAAGGUGUUAAUGGCUUGCCAUGUUAUCGUGAAGUCGGAUGCUAAUGCUGACAUGGUACUUGAAAAGGUUAUAGACUAUAUCAAGAGAGAAUAUAAUAUCAGUCAUAUAACCAUUCAGAUAGAGCGUCAGUAGAUUUGGAGGGAGAUAAUCUUUCAUAGCUUGAGUGUUGGAAUUAGGUGGGUUCGGCAUUUUUAAGACUUAAAUUCUUUUCCACAGUUGAUAGAUCGUAUCUACUGUCUCUUUGGUUUUGCUCUUAUAUAUUUCUUUCUUAUUAAAAAAAUACUUGUAUUUUGAAGGGA